Molecule: messenger RNA, 172 nt
Organism: Funneliformis geosporum
Lineage: Eukaryota; Fungi; Glomeromycota; Glomeromycetes; Glomerales; Glomeraceae
Source: the annotation of a GenBank genome assembly
AUAAAGUUUUAUACUUUGAAGCCGCCAAAGAUAAAACCCAUACGGGAAAAUUAGACCCAAAAUGGAAAGGACCGUACUACAUACAUGAUAUUAUUGGAAACGGUGCUUACAAAAUAAGGCAAUUAGAUGGACGAUUACUAAAAGCCCCUGUAAAUGGAAGUCUUUUGAAAAA